AUGAACAGACAAGUACACAACAAUCCACCGGCCAGAACAGUGUAUCUGGGAUCAAUACCUUAUGACCAGACCGAGGAACAGAUUUUGGAUCUGUGCUCGAACGUGGGGCCUGUCGUGCAUUUGAAGAUGAUGUUUGACCAGCAAACGGGGAAAUCCAAGGGCUACGCUUUCGUGGAAUAUAGAGAUUUGGAGGCCAGUGCCAGUGCGGUGCGUAACCUCAAUGGCUACCAGCUGGGAAAUAGACAUCUGAAAUGCGGUUACUACGGUGGAGGUGACUCUGGCUUAGGUAGCGGCUCGGGAAUCAGCGGAAACGGUGCUCCAGCGGGGUCCCUUGGCGACGAUGACAAGAAUCCUGCAUUUUCAGGGCUGCCGUUGGGCGUGGACGUAAACGUCAACAUGACAACACCGGCAAUGAUGAUUUCCAGCGAACUCUCCAAGGGCUCAAAAGAAGAUCAGCUGGGCCUGCUGAGGGACCUGCAAAAAAUGUCGCAGAACAACUCUGAGCUGUUCACAAGCCUGCUGGAACAAUUUCCACAGCUCAGUUUUGUCGUGGCCGAACUUUUGUUAACGUCGGGAAUUAGCACAGUAGACGACCUGACGCAACUGGCAGUGCAGCACAAUACAUCCAGUGGCUCCCCUGCCACUCCCCAAGACCUACAAGCGCAAGAGCAACAGAAGGAAUUGCUCAGACAAGUACUGCAACUUUCAGACAGCGAAAUCGGCGUUCUUCCCGACGACGAGAAAAUGUCACUGUGGGAGCUUAAACAGAAAGCAAUGCGGGGGGAGUUUGGCAUGAUAUGA
Messenger RNA from Lachancea lanzarotensis, 801 nucleotides. It is a transcript of the gene RNA15, whose product is annotated as LALA0S08e06172g1_1. Gene Ontology annotation, cellular component: mRNA cleavage and polyadenylation specificity factor complex. Gene Ontology annotation, biological process: mRNA 3'-end processing. Gene Ontology annotation, molecular function: mRNA binding. Lineage: Eukaryota; Fungi; Ascomycota; Saccharomycetes; Saccharomycetales; Saccharomycetaceae. The coding region runs from base 1 to 801 and encodes 266 amino acids. The record is from RefSeq and is a predicted model, not a curated record. The transcript has a single exon.